AUGGAGGAAAUGGAAGUAGAUGAAGUGGAUGAAUGGGCCGAAACCUCUUCAAAAGCCUCCUUUCUGGUUGCAUUUCGCAAUGUCCAGGACACUGUGACCGAGAGCAUGUUGGUCUGGCUUGUGCGGUCUAUUAGUGGCCUGUCAGAAGGAGACUUCAGGGUGGAAAUAAUUCCCAAUAAUGCUGUCAUCACUUUUCUAAAAAAUAUUGAUGUCAUGACAUUUGUUAAGGAGUGUUGUAAACACCCCAGAAUUCAGGAACUUCAGAUUUUUCCACAUCUUCUGGAACAAACAAGAAUCAUCCGAGUUGAAAAUCUGCCACCUGAUGUUGCUCACAAUUACAUAGCAAUUUUCUUUGGGAGUUCCUCAGGUGGAGAAAAUACAAUAACUAAUAUCCAGUAUUUCCCGGAGGAGAGGUCAGCCUUGAUUGAGUUUUCGGACAACAAAGCAGUGGACACCUAUUUGGCCAAAAAGCUUGUCUUCAAUGGAACAACCAUUUCUGUGUUCCCAUAUUAUGCCUCUCUGGGCACAGCCUUGUAUGGAAAGGAGAAGUCCCUAAAAAAUGAAGCUACAGUAUUUCAAAACUUUGUGACAGAAUUAGAAUACAAGUGGUUUAAUGAACAACAAGAGAGCAACAAUAAGUUUAAAAACAUAUUCAGCAGGAAAGACCAUCAUUCAAAUGGAGAUGUUCUGUAUUCAACCCAAACCAAAGAAGGCCUGCCCCUCAUGCUGAUAAAGGGAGAUGUUUGGUAUUUUGGGGCUGAUGUCAUUGUGAACUCUGUUCCUGCGAAUCUUCAGCUUGAAGGAGAAGCACAAGCUCAGGCUCUUUUGGACAAAGCUGGUCCAACGCUCCAAAUAGAGUUGAAUGCUGCUAGGGAUGGAAGCGAGGAGCCAGUGGGAAGCAUGGUUAUGACAAGCGGAGGGUCUCUGAACUGCCGAACUAUGUUUCAUGUUGUGCCUCCAGACUGGAACAAUGGAGUAGGAUUAACUAAGCAGAUCAUGGCAAAUAUAAUCCUGGAAUGCUUGACAAGAACAGAACAACUAUCUUUGUCAUCCAUCAUAUUUCCAGUGAUCGGAACAAGAAAUCAGAGGUUCCCCAAGGCUAUUUUUGCUGACUUAAUUCUUUCAGAAGUGUUCCAAUUUAGUAGCACUUCAUGGCGGAGAACCUUACAGAAAGUUUACUUCCUAGUGCACACAGUUGACGAGGAGAGCACCCAGGCAUUUUUACAUGCGUUCACCAGAAGAUCAAGUGAAAGUCCCAAAGAUAAUGUUGUGAGGACAAUGACUGGUGGCACUCAAGGUGUCUUUGGGACUGCUGCUAGCCGUUGGCCUACCUUUCGCCUUCAGCCUGUCUCUAGCCCUCAGCCUGCCUCUAGCCCUCAGCCUGCCUCUAGCCCUCAGUCCAUAGCACAUGAAAUGCAAAUUGGUGCAAUUACUUUCCAGGUUGCUAUUGGCGAUAUCACCAAAGAGAGGGCGGAUGUGAUUGUCAAUUCAACAACAAAGACAUUCAAUGGGAAGUCAGGGGUGUCCAAAGCGAUUUUAGAAGCCGCCGGCCCCGCUGUGGAAGAUGAAUGUGCUGCAUUAGCUGCACAGCCUCACCAAGAUUUUAUAGUGUCACAAGGUGGCCACUUAAUGUGCAAGGAGAUAAUUCAUGUUAACGGAGACAGUAACGUGAGGAAGACCAUUUAUAAGGUUCUCCGAGAGUGUCGAAGGAGGCGGUACAGCUCUGUUUGCUUUCCAGCCAUCGGAACAGGAAAUGCUGGGAAAAUCCCAACCGUGGUAGCUGAUGACAUAAUCAAUGGUAUUGCAGAUUUCACACAGAAACAUUCUGCUGGAUUACUGAAAACUGUAAAAGUUGUCCUCUUUUUACCUCAUCUGCUAAAUGUUUUCUGUGACAGCAUGGCAAAAAGAAAGAGCCAGAUGUCACCUGCCAUUCAGUUCCCAUCCUCUGGGACUACAGGUGAUGUUCCUAAGCACUGGACUUGCAUGAAUCAGCAGCCUCUCCGUGUGGUUCAGCUACAACCUGGGCAAUCAGAAUACAACACUGUACAGAGAAAGUUCAAUCAGACCUGUGCUUUGCACAAAAUAGAGAAGAUUGAGAGAAUAGAGAAUGUAGAUCUCUGGCAGUGCUACCAGGUAAAGAAAAAGCAGAUGGAUGCCAAGAAUGGUCAUACAAAUAACGAGAAAAUCCUUUUCCACGGGACAGAUGUUGACUCACUGCCACAUGUCAAUCAGCACGGCUUCAAUCGCAGUUAUGCUGGGAAGAAUGCUGCAGCCUAUGGAAAAGGAACCUAUUUUGCUGUAGAUGCCAGUUAUUCUGCUGAUGAUAGAUACUCCAAACCAGACAGGAACAGGAGAAAACAUGUGUAUGUUGCACGCGUUCUCACUGGAAUCUACACACGUGGAAGUGCACAGUUACUUACUCCUCCAUCCAAGAACCCGGACAACCCCACAGAGCUGUUUGACUCUGUCACAGACAAUACACAGAACCCAAAGAUAUUUGUGGUGUUCUUUGAUUAUCAAGCUUAUCCUGAAUAUCUUAUAACUUUCAAAUCUUCUGGUCGUGUAUUGCCUUGA
Molecule: messenger RNA, 2574 nt
Organism: Elephantulus edwardii (Cape elephant shrew)
Lineage: Eukaryota; Metazoa; Chordata; Mammalia; Macroscelidea; Macroscelididae
Gene: PARP15
Product: poly (ADP-ribose) polymerase family, member 15
Exons: 14
Coding region: 1-2574 (857 amino acids)
Biological process (GO): negative regulation of gene expression
Cellular component (GO): cytoplasm; nucleus
Molecular function (GO): NAD+ poly-ADP-ribosyltransferase activity; transcription corepressor activity
Source: RefSeq, a predicted model, not a curated record